Aethina tumida (small hive beetle) is the source of this 2687-nucleotide messenger RNA. RefSeq names its product protein MEMO1. The transcript has 7 exons. The coding region runs from base 100 to 987 and encodes 295 amino acids. NCBI's taxonomy places the organism in Eukaryota, Metazoa, Arthropoda, Insecta, Coleoptera, Nitidulidae. The record is from RefSeq and is a predicted model, not a curated record.
CUGUGUUACUUUUCAUGACUAGGGAAAUAUAAUAAUAACAAAAACAUCUUCCAUUAUUUAAACUUAGUUAGGCCGUAAAUAAUUUAAAAACGCUUUAAAAUGCCUGUAAGAAAAGCCAUACAUGCAGGGAGCUGGUAUUCCGACUCGGGUCCAGAAUUGUCCAGACAAUUGGAAUAUUGGCUCAGCCAAGCUGAUCUCACACAUGGACCUGCAAGAGCAAUUAUCGCACCACAUGCUGGAUAUCAAUACUGUGGGGCUUGUGGUGGUCAUGCCUACAGACAGAUAAGUCCAGUGGUUGUUCAAAAAAUUUUUAUUUUGGGACCUUCACACCAUGUCCGUUUAACAGGUUGUGCCUUGAGUGGUGUCAAAAAAUAUAAAACACCAUUAUAUGAUCUUAUCAUAGAUACUGCUGUUAACAAAGAAUUAGAGCUGACUGGUCAAUUUGAAUGGAUGGAUGUUGAAACUGAUGAAAAUGAACACAGCAUUGAAAUGCAUCUGCCAUACAUAGCAAAAGUUAUGGAGAAUUUUAAAAACCAGUUCACAAUUAUUCCUAUUCUUGUGGGCUCUUUAACACCAGACAGAGAAGCAUACUAUGGAAGAAUUUUAUCAACAUAUUUAGCAGAUCCGAAAAACCUCUUCAUCAUCUCAUCUGAUUUUUGUCAUUGGGGUCAAAGAUUUAGGUACACCUAUUAUGAUAGAUCCUAUGGGAACAUUCAUCAGUCCAUUGAACGAUUGGACCGACUGGGGAUGAAUAUCAUAGAAAAUUUAGAUCCCGCUGAAUUUACAAAUUACCUGAAAAAAUAUGGCAAUACUAUAUGUGGAAGACAUCCUAUUGGAAUUCUACUACAAGCAAUACAAGAACUUCUCAGGAAUGAUAGCAGUCAAAACGUUAGUUUAAAAUUUUUAAGAUACGCGCAAUCAAGUCAAUGUCGUAACAUGAAUGACUCCUCCGUCAGUUACGCAGCUGCAGCACUUGUGAUUGAAUAGUCCAUAAGGGGCCUUACAUUGAAUUUUAUAUUUAUACUUUAUUUUAUUUUAAUGAACAAUUUUAUUAUUUCUAUACAAAUACUGAUGGGCAUAAUUAAGUUGGAUAUUUUAUUUUGAUUGUUUUUUUUUAAGUGACGAAUGAUGUGCAACAAAUUACACAAUCACGGUCUGUGUAGUUUUAUACAUAGAUAACUUUUUAUUUUUUAUUUUAGGGGCGAUAUUAUUUUAUAAGAAUGCAAAACUUACUACUUAAAAUAUUUUUGCCUACAAUGUCCAUUAAUAUAGGUUUUAAUUAGCCUUUCCACAAUUUGGUAGAAUAAAUUGUAAGAUUUCUUUCGAUUUCCUUUAAUUUGGAACAACGUUUAUUUAAUUCAAUAAUGGGUGUCUUACACAGGCUAACGAAAAAUAAUCUUCUAAUCUAACAGCGUUUUUACCAAUAAUUAUGUUACAUGUUGUAGUUAGAUUCGGCACUAUGAUGCAUACCAUUACUUUUUGGGUAAAUUUUUCUUGAGAAAUUUGUUAAAUGUGGUAAUUGUUAAUUUUAAAUUCGGCAUAUCAAACAUCAUGAGAAGUGAGCGUAAAUUCGCACAAAUAUUUUCAUCGUUGGUCGGUGUUUCAAUGUAUGAAUUGUUUAUACAUAAAAAUUAUUUGAUUUAUAUAUUAUCAUUAAGUAGUUCACUAUACCUGUAAACAAAUCAAUCGCAUUUAUAAUAUUUAUUAUGUACUGUAAAUAUUAAAUGUGGGUGGGUUUAUACAAUACCACUUUGUUAAAUACUUUAUACAUACGCAUUACUUUAUACCUAAACAUUUUUUAACUUACCACACCAAAGUUCAUUUUCUUAUAGCUAGCUAAACUAUGAAAGCAAAAUUGUGGGACACUAGCUUUACUUAUUAGGUUGUAUUAGUUCUAAAUCGCUAAUAUAAGAAUAAUUGAUAUUUUUACAUUUGUAUGUUGGCUAAUUAUUUUCGUGUGUGAAUAAAAUGAAGUCGUAUGAUUGCCAACGAAAUGUGUCAACGUUCUUAAUACUUAUUAGGUGUCAUUGAUUUACUUAUUUAGUUAAAAUUUAAUUUUAGUAUAGUUAAAGACGUAAAAGUUUUAUACAGCGUUAAGUCUGAAACAAAGAAAUCUCGACAUACAUUAUUUGUUUUUUUUUACGGAAAUGUAUGUAUACUCAAGCAAGACUGUUAGGCAGUUUGAUAUGUAUGUCUUGAUGAAGAUUAGUUUUGUUUUUAGAAUAACUCGAAUAUUGUUUUUAGGUUUAUUAUGAGUUAGAAUAAGAAAACAAGAACAUAUCUUUAUCAAGACACCAUAAUACUUAAUUAUUAAUUUUUUGUUAUAUCUGAAUUUCCUUAGUCUGACUUAUAUCAUAAUGUAUGUUGUUGAAUCUUUCUUAUUAUUAUUAAAUUUACACUGCAUAAUUUGCAUAAUCAUGAAUGUCUUUAAUUACAAUAAUAAAAUCAAAAUAUAUUUGUUACAUACAUAUUGUUCCAAAUUAUCAUAUACGUUUAAUAUUUAGUUUACAAAAUUCAACCAAAUUGUCCUACUUAGGCCUACUUUAUGUAAGCCUUAAGACUGUAAAAUUUUUACAAUAUAAAAGUACAUAUGCCUUUUAAGGAAUCAAUCUAUUCAUGUAAAUACUGUGAAUGCAAAUUUUAUAUCAAUUCUUGUAACACAGACGGAAAUACAAAAAUAUUUUAAA